This is a messenger RNA of Triticum urartu, 1061 nucleotides long. The record is from RefSeq and is a predicted model, not a curated record. Lineage: Eukaryota; Viridiplantae; Streptophyta; Magnoliopsida; Poales; Poaceae.
AUGUCAUUUGCAAUCAGCGACAUGGAGGGCAUCAAAAGUUUAAGGGAGAAUGUUUAUGAUGAACAUGGGAACCUACUAGAAGAAAAGCCCAUGGAUUCACUUGAUGCGGCCACAAGAAAGAAGAUUUCAGGUGUACGAGAUAAGAUGGAAGAGCUUAUUCAAAAGGCGAAACAUUUAGAUGAAGCAUUAGACUUCUUAACAUCAAGUGUGAUGAACAUUGAGGAAAAAGCAAGUCCAAAGUCGAAAGAAGCUUUCUUGCUUGCCGUCUCGUCUGACUGUCUCAAGUACCAGAGCGAGGCUGCCGAGUCAGGGAACAGGCCGCGGGACGACAGUGAGAACAUGAAGCUGCCGCGGAGCGCCAAGACCGCGCCGGCAAAGGUCGACGUCCGGCGGCCACCUUCCGCCUUGCGCGGCCGACGGCCAUCGUCACGACGUGCAGGGAAACCCCAUUCCCAAAUUGACGCCAAAAUACUGAACCCAAUUGUCCACCUUGUACUUGCUGCAGACCAUGCAGCUGUGGUCAUAACUGAUUGUACAUCGUUCCAGCAGUCUUCUUGGGAUUACUGUUCCGCAGAAAGCCGAUCACGUCUCCUCUUUUUACACCAUAUAUAUGUAUUACUCGGUUGCACCGUAGUAAAACAAGAUACUGUUGUAACGAUGGAUGCUGGUCUAUUGAGUAUUUACCUGGCCUAAGACUCGGAGCACUAUGCCAUAACUUGUAACGUUGAAUGCUGGUCUCUAUGUAACGAUCUUACUACUCCCUUCGUAAAAUAAUAUAAGAGCAUUUAGAUCAUUACUUUAAUGAUCUAAACGCUUUUAUAUUAAUUUACAGAGGGAGACUAUUCAUAAGGGCAUGAGCAAGGUGUUAAGCAUGUACAUAUGCCCAAACCGGUGCCUAAGUAGUGAGAUAAUUUCAGUUUCUUUGUCCUCGUCUCACUUUCUUUGAUGUACAGUCUUUAGUACAUCAACAACAAAAGGCACACUAUUUGGUAAAAUAUGUAUUAAAAUGCUCAAUUAACCGAGAGAAAAAUAAAAUACAGAAGCUGCUUAUUUUGGUGGAA